UGGUGCGCUGUGUCCCUCGGACACAGAGGAUCACCGAUCACAGAAAGAGCCAAAGAUGUCGGCUCGGUCAUGUGAUCAGCUGUGUCCAAUCACAGCUGAUCACAUCAGUGCCACCUGUCAGUGUUUAUCAGUGCCUUGUGUCAUUACACAUCAGUGCCCCGUGCCAGUGCCCAUCAGUGCCACAUCAAUGCCACAUAUCAGUGCCUACCAGUGCACAUCAAUGCCACAUAUCAGUGCCCAUCUGAGCUGCCUUUCAGUGUCACCCAUCAGUGCCAGUCAGUGCCACCUAUCAGUGCUGCCAAUCAGUGCCACCUAUCAGUGCCAGUCAGUGCCGCCUAUCAGUGCCAGUCAGUGCCGCCUAUCAGUGCCUGUCAGUGCCGCCUAUCAGUGCCUGUCAGUGCCGCCUAUCAGUGCCUGUCAGUGCCUCCUAUCAGUGCCUGUCAGUGCUGCCUAUCAG
Messenger RNA from Staurois parvus, 457 nucleotides. The record is from the annotation of a GenBank genome assembly. NCBI's taxonomy places the organism in Eukaryota, Metazoa, Chordata, Amphibia, Anura, Ranidae.